This is a messenger RNA of Populus euphratica (Euphrates poplar), 1137 nucleotides long. RefSeq lists its product as uncharacterized. The record is from RefSeq and is a predicted model, not a curated record. NCBI's taxonomy places the organism in Eukaryota, Viridiplantae, Streptophyta, Magnoliopsida, Malpighiales, Salicaceae. The transcript has a single exon. Bases 22 to 963 code for a protein of 313 amino acids.
CUUCUUUUCUCUGACUGGGCAAUGCUCUGGCUUAGUGGGCAAAAGAAGCCAUUUUUCAAUUCUGUGUAUCAAACUAUUUCACGAUUCCUGUCAUUUCUUCACAAUGACAAAAGGUGGGCAAGAUCAAUGGCACAACACAACCUGAUAAAAUCUCAGUUAAGUGAAAACUCCUUGACCAGCAUUUCUCUUAAGAAGUUGCUUGGGAAAAGCCACAUUCUUAGUUGGGAGGAUAUCAGUGCUGAUAUGAAACAUUUGAUCUUCCAACAUCUCCUAGAUAAACGUACAAGAUAUAGUUAUCGGAUGCGCUAUCAUGAUCCAGGAAAGAAUGAUUUACAUGAGAUAUUAUCAGAGAGAGGUGAUCAGGUGAUCGGAAGAGAGGGAUGCCUUGAAAAAAUUGGUGGAAGUGUGAAAUCUCCAGAUUUUAAUGACAGCCUCCUUACGUGGCACAUUGCUACCGAUAUUUGUUACCAUGAUGAUGUCCGAAAAAAUGGUCAUCCAAACACCAAAAUGAGCAUAUCGUUUUCCAAUUACAUGGUGUAUCUUCUGCGUGAUUGCCCCUUUUUGCUACCUAGAGGGAUCGGUAAAGAAAGGUACACCCAAACCUGCAGCGAUGUCAACCAACAUUCUGAAUUAUUGCUCAAUAUCAUCUCUGGUCGAAAUAAUUCAUGGGAUUCCUAUGAGACUAUUUUGCAACUUGAAGACAGCUCGGGUAAAGUGUCGGUGCUGUGCGCUGGUUUCAAGCUUGCCAAGUCAUUGCAGUCACUUGAGACACAGGAUGGUUGGGAAAAUAAACGAAAGUGGGAGAUGAUAAGCACGGUUUGGGUAGAAAUGUUAACGUACGCUGCAAGUCAUUGUGGAUGGAAAGAGCAUGCUCAAGCACUAACACGAGGUGGGGAGUUACUCACUCAUGUUUGCCUUCUCAUGGCUCAUCUUGGCUUGAGUGAGCAAUGCUUAACCAAUUGAUGCUGCCUCCAUAUGUACCCGGAAAGUCCAUUGAAUGAUCUUGUUUUAACUUGCAGUCAUUUUUGUUUUCCUCCGUCUUUGACUCCUGGACUAGAUUAAGUUUGGAGUUCUUAUUUUAAUUAUCAGGAUGUUAUUUGGUUUUGAGUGUGCAAGUGUGACUUUGUUUUCUCUUAA